CGUUAGCUGUUGCAUAAAGUUAUACGAGUGUUUUCGAACGAAACCGUUGUUAAUAUUUACAACUGAAGUCUGAACUUAAAAAAUAUAAAUAUGUCAGACAAUUCAUCGAUAAUAUAUUAGAAUACAGAAAGUUUGUGUAUUUUCUAUUAAAUAAGUAAGACCUUUACUUAAUUCUAUUUCACUUUUUUCGUUAUUGUAAAUUUGGUCUCGUGUGAGCUGUGAACGAAAAGUGACGUCAAAAUAUAGAUAUAAUAUAGUGAACAGUGGUACUAACAAAAUUUAACUUGAAUUUGUUUGAAGAUUGACACGAUAAUUGGAUAAGGAAAAGUACUACAUACAAUUGCCUCAAUCGAACAAGUUUUGUAAGUUAAUAAGCGGGUAUGACCUUCUAAAUGAAGGAAUCAUAUUAUCCUGACGAUAUUAUGCUCUGCUUUGUACAAGGAUUCGGUGAACGGGAACCUGGAUAUGGCAAAGACCAUGAAGGAGCUGAAUGUGAUGCCACUAACAUAAAUACUUUAAAGAAAAAACAAAAGCGUAAAUUCUUGACUGUCUCUAAAGCCUCAAACACAGGACUGGGCGAGCAAAGUGACAUUGAAUUUAGAAGGACCGAGUCAGUGGAAGAUAAGUCUUUGAAAGAUACAUUCCUCCGGGGCCUACCAGAGGUGAAGAGAAGCUUCAGUGAUAGAUUCUCAGUAAAUACCGAUGCAAGUGGAAGUAAAAUACCAAAAAGCCUUUCGACCAUCAGAAAAACUUGGUCAACCGGGAACUUCGCGUCGGGCGCGGCGGGUGGCGGGUGCGGGGCGCCCCGCUCCGCUCCCGCCACCCCGCUGCAGCUCGAACCUCACUCAAGAUCGAAACAUGAUAAACAUGCAGUGAAGCCGUUGUCGGGCUCGGCGCCAUCGGUGCGCGUUUCGGCGUUGGCGUCGGGUGAUGAGGCCAAGGAUGGCAAGCAGCCGAGUAAGUCCCGACAGAAGAAGUUCCAGAGGCACUUCCCGCAGGUCGGGCCUGAAGAACGUGUGCUCAAUUAUUAUUCAUGCGCCCUGGUCGGUGAUCUGUUGCUUCAAGGACAUCUGUAUAUUACGAAGAACUAUUUCGCUUUCUAUUCAAACGUCUUUGGCUAUGUGACCAAGUUACUAAUUCCGACGACGUCCGUCCUUCGUAUAACUAAGGAGAAGGUGGCCCGUAUAAUACCAAAUGCGGUAGGAGUAUGCACGCGCGACGAGCGUCACGUCUUCGGCUCGUUGCUGUCGCGCGACUCAACCUACAAACUUAUGAUGCUCGUAUGGAAGGCAAACAGAGUUGAUGAAUUAACCGUGCCUAAACCCGAAGAACUCCGAACAUCGGAAGUCGAAGCAUCAGAAUACUCCCCGGAAGACGACAGUAGUUCAGGAGGAGCAGACCACAUAGAUGCUCCCUCAGUACCUCUUAGACCUGAACCUGAAGCUAUCAUCGCUGCUGCGGGCGCGGCCGUGAUCCAGCCGGCGCUGCUGACGGGCGCCGCGCCGCCGCGCCGCGCGCCGCGCUGGCACGCGCUGCUGCUCGCGCUCGCGCUGCUGCUCUGCUGCUCCGCGCUCUACUUCGCCUACCGCCUCUACGCCGCGAACGAACCGCGCCACGGGGCUCGUGUGUUGCAGGAGGACGUGUCGGGAGACGAGCUGUACUCGGAGCUGGUGCGGUGGCGCGCGCGGCUGCACGGGCGCGCCGCCGCCGAGCUGCACGCCUUCCUCACCACCAACCUGCUGCUGCUCGCCAAGGUGCGUCAGUCACUGGAGGCGCUAUCGGGCGUGAUACUCACAGACAUGUCGCAAGCGGCCGCCGACAUCAACCUCGACGUGCCCAACGAGACGGUGUUCAGUUAGCGCACUGGAACCCCGAGUGAUGUGGUGAUAGUGGUCUAAGGGAAGAGAGGGGGGGGGGGGUGAAAUGCAAUCAAGGACCAGUGAUAUGUUAAACUAGUGCAUUUUAAAUUCUUCGUGGAUUUUCAGUGGUUCUGUUUAAACGGUAUUCUUUUAACCCAAAUUAGUACCUGCUUUUAAACAGUAUGUAAUCGCAAAAGCUUUUUAGUUCUACCGUUAUGUAGUCCUCUUUUUGAAUACUGUGAUUAUUUGUUGAUUUAGAAUUUUAUAUUCUAUUAUGUUAAGUGUAAAGUUAAUUUUAUGUAUAUCCAAAGAAUUCUUGUUUAAAAUUGUGAUUUUGUAUAUAAGAGCAACGGCGAAACCAAUUAAAAGCCUAUAAGGCGAUGCUAGGUCAUAUAGAAUGUGUCAAACACGAUAGGUUAAGGGUGAUUGGCCAAUAGAAUCGACGUUAGGGUAAAUACAAUCAUAUUGGCCCAGUAGUCAAUAUUAUACGUGGCGAUUAAUUACCUACUUUCUUUUAUCUUGGGAAUUGGGUUUAAAAUGUUGCUUGACUAUUAAAUACUAUUUAUAUGAAUACAUUUUUUUGCCUUUAUAUGAUUACCAAAAAAACGAUUCUAAUGUUAAUUUAAUAGUAAACAUGGAAUUUAUAUAUAUAUGUUUAUAUAUUUUAAUAUAAUUUAUUAUUAUUUUAAUUUAAAAAGUUUUAUGAAAUCGAAAAACAAAGCAACAUUUUAACGUGAAACCAGAGAGCAUUUAUAAUUGAAAUUACUUUACCAAAAGGUGGCGGUGCUAGGUACUAAAAACAUUCCUGAACAAAUAUAGUCAGAGCUAUUCGACUAAAAUAUAUCUAAAUUUAUUUGAAAUAAAGUCGAACUAUAAAAUUUUAACAAACGAGAAUAUGAAAUAUUUAGAUAUUUGAAAAUUAUAUGGAACAGGACAAUAAUGAAGAGGCUCUGAUUCUAAUGAACGCAUAAAAUGAUUUUGAACUAAAUGGUUUGCCAAAAAAAAACAAAUACUUCUUGCCAAUACGUAAUAACGAAUAGCUGUCUCUGUUAUUGCGGAUACAUUGUAUGUAGCGCUGGUAUUAGUACAUUUAUUUUUAAGUAUUUAAUUAAGGUGGAAGCGGGCAUUUUAGUAUUCACUUAGUCUUUUCUUGCUCGUUUUUUGAUUGCAUCCUAUAAUUAAUAUUUGACAAAUUUAGCGAAUAGAUAAACAUUAUUUUCAUUGUAUUCGAAUUAAACUGAGUUUAUAGUGGUAAUUAAGUUUUAUUUUCGAAGUUAAUUAAUAUAUUAAUCAAUGCAAUCGAAAGUCGUGGCCCGGUGCAGAUUCAUAGUAUAUAAUUUAUUCUAGUCUUUAGUAACGCUCAACUUAUACGUUUUUGGUACUAUGAUAGAUGUACUUAUAUUCAUUGUAGAAACCGCUUCAGAUAAUGAAUAUGUACGGACAACUGAUUUGUUGUUAUUGUGAAAAGUUGCAUGAGUGAAUUUAUGAUAAUCGUCUCUUUGAUUGGACGUUCAUGGUUGUUUUGAUCAAAUCUAGAAGAAUCUAAAGCAUAAAAAUAAUCACCCUGUUUAUUUAAUAACAAAAUUGUUUAACAUUAUUUAGGUGGGUAAAUUUUUUUUUUAUUGUAAAUUAUAAAAUUGAUAAUCACUAAAUAUAGAACACAUUUUAAAUAUAUUCUAUAACGUAUUCUAAUUCAUACACUUGUGUUUUCAUACAUGUUACCAGCGGUGCCAAAGUAUUUGUCACUACAUCUUUGACGCAUCUAACGUAACUAUAUAGCAAAUCUGGUAUAUUAGGCUGUUUACAAUGACAUUAUCUCUACACGACACAUUGUUGUGAACGCAAACUGAAAACAUCAAUACAUAAUUAUUUAUAAUCUGCUUCUUUCGCAAUCAUAAUUGUUGCCUGAAAUAAAAAUAAAUCCUUGUUAAAAAUACUGCAUGAACAUUUAUUUCUUAAAAUGCUGUUGUGCGUAUAUGUGUCCAGAGAUAAAAGUUAGCUUUUUCAAUGUAAGUCAGAAAUAUUUUUGCCAAAGACAAUGCUAGAUUAGGGAAGGUAUCACGUAGUUAGGUUAGCAGUUUGUACAAUAUGCAGUGUUAGAUAGGAUUAUUUGGAAUUCAUAUUUUCGGCUUAAUGGAAAUGUUAUUUUCAUCUAUAUUAAUAAUUAUAAUCAUUUACUAUGUUGUAAAUUAUUAUAGUUAUGAUGUACGAAUGAUUACAAAGUAUUGUAAUUUUAAUGCUUUGGAUAAGGAUUUUAUCAAUCCGUCUGUCUAAUAAUUUUAUUAUAUGUUGAAAUGUUUAAUGUAUGAAUUAAUGUUAUGUCAAAUUAAGAAACUCAGUGACGUAAAUUAAAAAGUUUUAUUUUUUGAUCUUAUAUUUUUUUUAUGGC
This is a messenger RNA of Vanessa atalanta (red admiral), 4248 nucleotides long. Its product is annotated as GRAM domain-containing protein 2B-like. The record is from RefSeq and is a predicted model, not a curated record. Bases 393 to 1859 code for a protein of 488 amino acids. The transcript has 9 exons. Gene Ontology annotation, molecular function: sterol transfer activity; sterol binding. Gene Ontology annotation, biological process: intracellular sterol transport. NCBI's taxonomy places the organism in Eukaryota, Metazoa, Arthropoda, Insecta, Lepidoptera, Nymphalidae. Gene Ontology annotation, cellular component: endoplasmic reticulum-plasma membrane contact site; endoplasmic reticulum membrane; plasma membrane.